Pelagomonas calceolata is the source of this 2323-nucleotide messenger RNA. The record is from the annotation of a GenBank genome assembly. Lineage: Eukaryota; Pelagophyceae; Pelagomonadales; Pelagomonadaceae.
AUGGGCAAAAAAAAGCGCGUCCACCGCUUGAUCGCGCCGGAAACGCGGCCCAUCCCCGCCGAGGACCUCAUGGGCCCGCCGAAUAAAAAAAAGAAGAUCCGUAAACAAAUAGAGAAGCGCGCGAAGCGCGCCGCGAAGGAGGAGGCCAAGGCCCUCGCGCGGGCGCCGCGCAUCCAGCGCUCGGCGCAGCCGCUCAACGCGCCGGACCACGUCGUCUCCAGUUUAUGGAGCGGCCCGGGCAGUGUUGAUGAAGCGACGAAGCUAAGAAGGAAGGCCCUCGGCGUCGUAGUAAGAGGGGCGGCCGCGCAGUGCCCGGCGCCUCUAGAAGAUGACGUAAAGUGGGGCGAUGCAAGACUGCCGCAGCCGCUCUGGCGGCGGGCCGGCGCGAAGCUGAACGACGCGACGUUCACGGCCGUGCAGCGCCAGGCCUGGCCCGCCGCGUUAGCCGGCUUGGACGUCCUGGCCGUGGCGCCGACGGGGUCCGGGAAGACGUUGGCGUACGUGCUGCCGGCGGUGGCCCGCUUAAGGAGGGAAUCUUCCGUGGCCGUGGCGUUAGCUCCAACGCGCGAGCUCGCGAAGCAGGUGCUCGCGGCCGUGAAGCGAGCGUUACGGGGCGGCACCGAGACCGCUAUUCUAGUCGCGGGCGGCGCCGGCGCGUCGUCGCGACCGGAGCAGGCCGAUGCAUUGCGGAGCGCGCAUUUUGUGGUUGCGACGCCCGGCCGCCUCGCUGAUUUAGCGUCCUCGAACCUGGCGCCGCGCUUGAACGACGCCUCAAUACUAAUCCUGGACGAGGCCGACCGCAUGCUCCAGCUCGGCUUCGAGGAGCAAUUGGACGCCGUCGCGGCGAGCGUGCCCGGGAAAAGGCAGACGUUGCUGUUCACGGCGACGUUCCCGGGCAAGCUGCGGGACGCGGCGGCGCGCUGGGUGCGAUCGUUAACCGUGACGGUGCGCGUCAACGCGUCGAAGGGCGCCGCGGAGCUCGAGGCUUCUUCUAGCGUGCCCGCGCCGCCGCCCGUCGCCGCCGCUGACGCGGAUGACGCCGCCGCGGCGGCGCCGCCGCCGCCGACGACGACGCUCGCCCGCGUCCCGCCGAACGUAGUACAAAGAGUCCACGUCUGCGCGCCGCACAAGCGGCCGCGGUUGUUGCUGCGGUUUUUGGAGAGAGUCAAGGCGAACGCGACGGGCCGGCAGCAAAAGCGCGUGCUGAUCUUCGCGAACACGGCCCAGGCCUGCGGCGAGGUCGCCGAGUUAAUACGGCGCCACGACGGCAAGGCCGUCGAGCUGCACGGCAAGCUGCGCCAGUCCGACCGCGACAAACAUUUAUUAGCGUUCAAGGCGGGCAAGACGCCCGUCCUCUGCGCGACGGACGUGGCGGGCCGCGGCCUGCACGUUCCGGGCCUCAAGGUCGUCGUCAAUUGGGACUUCCCGCCGUCGCUCGAGACGUACACGCACCGCGUGGGCCGCGCGGGCCGCGGCGGCGAGGCCGCCGAGGCCCUGUCGCUGUUCACGCGGAACUUCGCGCCGCUGGCGCCCGCGCUCGUGGCACUGCUCGAGGGCUCGUCCCAGGCCGUCGACCCGCAGCUGCGCGAGUGCGCGACCAAGCGUGAGGCGCGGGUCGCGGCGCGCGCCGCCAACGACGAUGCUGAGGAAGAGGAGGAAGGCGAGGACCUGUUCCUCGCGGCGAUGAGGGCUGCGGGGGUUGUGGAGUAAGUGUAAUGUUAGCUCUAGAGUACACUACUAAAGCUCGGCGCGGGAUUCCGGCGCGCGGUGCAGACGGACGCCGUGUGCGCGCGGCGAGAAGGACUUCGCCGGUCGAGGCACCUUGAACAUGUCGCGUCGCCGGGCCUCGAGUAGCAGCCCGACCGUCGUCCCGACCAUCAGAGCGAUCAGCACGGCCAUCAAACCCCAGCCCUCCUUCGAACGAUCGACGACGUAGGUACGGUUACUGCGGCAGAGUUUUGUGGGUGUCGUGGAGUUGUACGACGAGUCGCUUUGUUUACUCAAAUACAAGGAGACUGGUAGAUUACCGCGGAAUUGCAGGUGCGAGCAUUUUGAAAAACGAACAAACUCGCAUUUAACGAAGCGCACCGCGCCCCACGCUCUGACGGAUAUCGCGCCGGCGACGCUCUCCCUUAUAAGGAAGUACCUCGUGGCGCACGACACGCCCCUGUACAACCUCGCGCGGGAACGGUUACUGAAGGAGAUCAAAGCGGUCGAGCGGGCCACGGGCGCGCGCCUGGGCAAGACGUGCGGCACUAAUGGCGACGAUGAUGAUGGAGAUGAUGACGCGACGCUCGUCCGGGCGCGGCCCGGUGGGAAGUAG